AUGGAAGCACAGAAUAUCACAAGGGUGUCAGAGUUUAUCCUCUUAGGAUUCUCACAGACCCGGGACCUUGAGAAAUUCCUGUUCCUGGUGUUCCUAUUUGUCUAUGUCACCACCGUUGUGGGAAACCUCCUUAUCAUGGUCACAGUGACUUUUGACUGCCGGCUCCACAUGCCCAUGUAUUUUCUGCUCCGAAACCUGGCUGUCAUAGACCUCUGUUAUUCCACUGUCACUUCUCCAAAGAUGCUGGUGGACUUCCUUCAUGAGGUCAAGACCAUCUCCUACCAGGGCUGCAUGACUCAGAUCUUCUUCUUUCACCUCUUGGGAGGUGGGACUGUCUUCUUUCUCUCAGUGAUGGCUUAUGACCGCUACAUAGCCAUCUCCCGGCCCCUCCACUAUGUCACCAUCAUGAACACUCAGCUCUGUGUGGGGCUAGUGGUGGCUGCUUGGUUAGGGGGAUUUGUUCACUCCAUUGUCCAGCUGGCUUUGAUGCUCCCCUUGCCUUUUUGUGGUCCCAAUGUUCUGGAUAACUUCUACUGUGACAUCCCACAAGUGCUGAGACUUGCCUGCACUGACAUCUCCCUCCUGGAGUUCCUCAUGAUCUCCAACAGUGGAAUGCUGGUCCUCAUCUGGUUCCUUCUCCUUCUGAUUUCUUACACAGUCAUCCUGGUGAUGUUGAGGUCCCAUUCAGAGCAGGCGAGGAAGAAGGCAGCUUCUACCUGCACCACCCACAUCAUUGUGGUGUCUAUGAUCUUCAUUCCCUGUAUCUAUAUCUAUGCCCGGCCCUUCACCCCCUUCCCCAUGGACAAGGCUGUGUCCAUCAGCUACACGGUCAUGACCCCCAUGCUCAAUCCCAUGAUCUAUACUCUGAGGAACCAGGAGAUGCAGGCAGCCAUGAAGAGAUUAGGCAAGCGUCUAGUGAUAUGUAACAGGGAGUGA
Prionailurus viverrinus (fishing cat) is the source of this 936-nucleotide messenger RNA. RefSeq names its product olfactory receptor 4D1. The record is from RefSeq and is a predicted model, not a curated record. Bases 1 to 936 code for a protein of 311 amino acids. Gene Ontology annotation, cellular component: membrane. Gene Ontology annotation, biological process: G protein-coupled receptor signaling pathway. Gene Ontology annotation, molecular function: G protein-coupled receptor activity; olfactory receptor activity. Lineage: Eukaryota; Metazoa; Chordata; Mammalia; Carnivora; Felidae. The transcript has a single exon.